Messenger RNA from Calidris pugnax (ruff), 2149 nucleotides. RefSeq names its product adaptor-related protein complex 5, mu 1 subunit (gene AP5M1). The coding region runs from base 618 to 2051 and encodes 477 amino acids. The transcript has 7 exons. Gene Ontology annotation, biological process: endosomal transport. Gene Ontology annotation, cellular component: lysosome; late endosome; cytosol. The record is from RefSeq and is a predicted model, not a curated record. Lineage: Eukaryota; Metazoa; Chordata; Aves; Charadriiformes; Scolopacidae.
GAACUUGAGUAUAAACAACUUCUAUUAUACUGUCUUGUAAAUAUAGUAUUUAGCAGAGUAGCAAAGCUGUAGCAGUAGCCUACUGUAUCUAGGCAAAAAGCUGUUGCAGUUGAAUUUGAUUACGUGGGACAUCAGUUUCCUUAAAUGUCUGAAAAUUUGUCUUCGGUGUGAUCUCACCUCUUCAGAGUAUUUUGCCGUUGAAGUUUCACUGCGGUGGUGUGAGUCACACUUGGGUUUGUAGUGUUGUUUAGACACCCUGUGCCUUUGUGCAACAGCAAGGGUAGAGGGACAGAUUCACAUUUUAUUAAAAAAAAGGGAGUGAAUGUAUUUGCUCAAAGUUUCCAGCAAAAAUCUGCCUGCUGGAAUGAAUCCUAAUUACUCGGGAAAUACUUUAUUGACAGUGAUUUAGAUUCGGGACACUGAUAGAAACACUUCCACAUACACAAGGUUACUUUUAGGACCAAGAGGCCUUUGAAUACCUAAGAGAAACCCAUCCUUGAUUAUAUCAAUAUUCUGAAGAUUUUCACAAUGCUUUUGCCUUCUCUGACAGCCAGAAAAGAGGUUGCGUGGUUCUGCUCCUAGGAACUCUGUUGGUGUGACAUUUUGGGUGGGAAAAGAUGAGUAGCACUAACAUGCUGUUAUUUCCAUCCCGCAGACGUUACCCUACGGUUGAAAUACGCGCCGAGACCUUCAACGGGUCAACGCACGUGCCUGUGCCAUCCGACAGCGCUUUUCUGAAAGCCUUGCUCUUUGAACUGAGGCUGGUGGACGACCAUAUUUUUGUGGAGCAUCGAGACACUUGUACCCGAAUCAAUCAUUCAUCCGUUUACUCAGUUCGCACCGAGGGAGGGGAUCUCUGGCCCGUGCUUGCUUUUCGGAAGAGCGGUCUGAUAUACGCCUGUCUUCCACUCGUUGAGGAGACCUUGGAGCCACGGCCACCCCUCCUGAGCAUUAGUGGGCUCUCUCAAGGGCUGGCUCUCUUGUUAGGCAUUGUGGACUACAUCUCUCCAAGUCGGAAAAAUGAAGCUGAGAUGAGUACAAAAAUCAGCCAGCUUCGAAAUUUGCUUAUACAGGCCUGCCCGCUUGGCACCCCCUUGAACACAAACAUCCGCAGCUUGAACAGCUCCUUUGAUGACAUUCAGGAGAUGCCUACAGAUGAGAAUCAACCGGCUUGGAGAUCCAACACGUACAAAGGCAAACCUCAGGUUAAUGUCUGUAUCACUGAAAAAGUCAAAUGUAUGCAGUAUGACAAAAGAGACGUUGUGGACACGUGGCAGGUUUAUGGAGCUGUAAAUUGCAAGUGUGACAUAGAGGGAUCUGCACCGAACGUGACCCUCACUUUGAAUCUCCCGAUGAAUGGUCCUCCGCUCCAAGACAUCGUGGUCCAUCACUGUGUGACUUCUGUUGACCCUGCCAUGCUGAUGUCCAGCAGUGCCGAGCCGCUGGAUGACUCUGUCUACAGUGGACCUUACAAAUUCCCUUUUGUUCCUCCUUCGGAUUCAUUCAACUUGUGCUACUACACUUCCCAGGUUCCUGUUCCACCAAUUUUGGGGUGUUAUCAACUCAUCGAAGAGGGAUCACAGUUUAAAAUAACAGUUAAUUUAAAGCUUCAUGAAAGCAUAAAGAAUUCCUUUGAGUACUGUGAAGCUCGUAUACCUUUUUUCAACAGGGGCCCAAUCGCUCAAUUAGAGUGCAAAGUUAGUUAUGGCCAACUGGAUUUGUCACGAGAGAAGAGCCUACUGGUUUGGGUCAUUGGACAGAAGUUCCCUAAAUCUUUGGAAGUUUCUCUGACUGGAACCGUGUCUUUUGGCGCUGCAGGCAAAGAGCACCCAACGGAUUACGUUUGCACGGGGAACACUGCUUAUGUGAAACUGUAUUUUAGGAUCCCAGACUUCACACUUACUGGAUGUUACGUAGACCAGCAUUCUAUUCAGAUCUUUGCACCAGGAAAACCAAAAAUUACUGCAUCUGGGGAACUGAUUUCUUCUGAUUACUACAUCUGGAAUUCCAAAGCGCCAGCACCUAUGGUGUACAAAACCUUAUUAGACUAAUUUCCUUGUGAAUGAUUUUUGUAUUUAAACAAAACAGACAACUGAUGAGAGUAUGUGAAUAUAAUGUGAAAUACAGUGAAAAUAAAUAUUUUCCAGCA